AUGGUUGGGAAGGAGUUCCUGCCAGGGGAGGGGAGUGAGUGUGCCAGGCAGGCAGGUGAAGGCUGCAGGAGCAGCUGUGGACCUGUGGCGAAAACAGCGAGAGCCCUGGACCAGGUGACAGCGUGUGCUGAUGUUUCGCCUCGCCCGCAGAUCUGGUGGCUGGACCCAGAGCUGACCUAUGGCAAUGCCAAGCCUUUCGUCUUCACCCAGGGCCACUCUGUGUGCAACCGCUCCUUCUUCCCGUGCUUCGAUACGCCCGCCGUCAAGUGCACCUACUCAGCCGUUGUCAAGGCCCCGUUAGGGGUACAGGUGCUGAUGAGUGCGACGCGGAGCGUGUACGUGGAGGAGGAAGGCGUCUACCACUUCCACAUGGAGCAUCCUGUACCUGCCUACCUCGUGGCUCUUGUGGCCGGAGACCUCAAGCCAGCAGACAUUGGGCCCAGGAGCCGUGUGUGGGCUGAGCCAUGCCUCCUGCCCACAGCCACCAGCAAGCUAUCGGGUGUUGUGGAACAGUGGCUGAGUGCCGCAGAGCGACUAUACGGGCCUUACAUGUGGGGCAGAUAUGACAUCGUUUUCCUGCCACCCUCCUUCCCCAUCGUUGCCAUGGAGAAUCCGUGCCUCACCUUUAUCAUCUCCUCCAUCCUCGAGAGUGAUGAGUUCCUGGUGAUUGAUGUCAUCCACGAGGUGGCCCACAGCUGGUUCGGCAAUGCUGUCACCAAUGCCACUUGGGAGGAGAUGUGGCUGAGUGAGGGCCUGGCCACCUAUGCACAGCGCCGCAUCACCACAGAGACCUAUGGGGCUGCUUUCACCUGCCUAGAGACAGCCUUUCGCCUGGACGCCCUGCAUAGGCAGAUGCGGCUUCUUGGGGAGGAUAGUCCAGUUAGCAAGUUGCAGGUCAAGCUAGAACCAGGAGUGAACCCCAGCCACCUGAUGAACCUGUUCACCUAUGAGAAGGGCUACUGUUUCGUAUACUACCUGUCCCAGCUCUGUGGAGAUCCCCAGCGCUUUGAUGACUUUCUCCGAGCCUACGUGGAGAAAUACAAAUUCACCAGCGUGGUGGCCCAGGACCUGCUGGAUUCUUUCUUGAGCUUCUUUCCCGAACUGAAGGAGCAGAGUGUGGACUGCCGGGCAGGGCUGGAGUUCGAGCGCUGGCUCAACGCCACAGGCCCACCACUGGCUGAGCCAGACCUGUCUCAGGGGUCCAGCCUAACCAGGCCUGUAGAGGCCCUCUUCCAGCUGUGGACUGCAGAGCCUCUGGAGCAAGCAACAGCUUCAGCCAGCGCCAUUGACAUCUCCAAGUGGAGGACCUUCCAGACAGCACUCUUCCUGGACCGACUGCUAGAUGGAUCCCCGUUGCCCCAGGAGGUGGUGAUGAGCCUGUCCAAAUGCUACUCAUCCCUGCUGGACUCCAUGAAUGCUGAGAUCCGCAUCCGCUGGCUGCAGAUCGUUGUCCGCAAUGACUACUAUCCUGAUCUCCACAGGGUCCGCCGUUUUCUGGAGAACCAGAUGUCGCGCAUGUACACCAUCCCCCUGUACGAGGACCUCUGCACCGGUGCCCUCAAGUCCUUCGCACUAGAGGUCUUCUACCAGACACAGGGCCGGCUACAUCCCAACUUACGCAGAACCAUCCAGCAGAUCCUGUCCCAGGGACUAGGCCCCAGUGCCGAGCCCAGUGCAGAGACCAGCACAGAGUUGGGCAGUGCCGAGGCAGACACGAACCCAGACUCGCCAGCCCUGCUACUCGGGGACGAGGCCCCCAGUAGCACCAUCUCUCUCAGGGACGUCAAUGUGUCUGCCUAGCCUUGGUGACAGACCCUCAACCUCCCAGACACCACGAUUGUGCCUUCUGUGGUCUGGGCCGCCAUGACUGCGCCUUGGCUCUGGCCACGAGCUCUGCCCAGGACCAUAAUCCCCUCCUACUGGCUCCAGGCCGGAGGCUUGGGAAAAGGAUCUUGUGUCCAUUGAGGCCUAUGGACCAGGGCCCACCCUGUCCCUGCUCUCUUGCACUGCGGGUCCCAGGGCUGGCCCAUACCCACCAUGCCUCCUGUCUCAACACUGACAGCCAUGCCUCACCCUGGAAGCCAGCAUCUUCUGAACACUGCCCUGGGGACAGUGACCCCAGCAGUCCCACAGCAACAACCACAAUGUGCCUUACACAUGCCAGAGACCCAGGAUGCAUGGUCCUGGAAGUGUGCUUUCCUGCAGAGCCCUGUGUCUGGCCUCUGGGCUUGACUUGUUUGAGGGACAGUGGACAGAGGGGCAAGGACACAGGCAUUCCAUCAGUGCAGGGGCAGGGAACAGAAGGAGAGGAUGGACCUCUCAAGCAGGUCUCCGUCUCUGCACCUGGAGUCCAGGCCCCAGAGGUACAGGGAAUGGCCUGUCCAUGUGGCUACCUGGGUACCAUUGGUGCUCUCUGUGCCUGCCUGCUCCGAGAGGCACCAGGCUGUGGGCUUCAGCCUGGGACCACUGCAGCAGGAACCACGGUGACUGUCCCAUUAAAUCUCUACUUUGCAGACCUGA
Molecule: messenger RNA, 2520 nt
Organism: Myodes glareolus (Bank vole)
Lineage: Eukaryota; Metazoa; Chordata; Mammalia; Rodentia; Cricetidae
Source: RefSeq, a predicted model, not a curated record